Rotaria socialis is the source of this 1167-nucleotide messenger RNA. The record is from the annotation of a GenBank genome assembly. Lineage: Eukaryota; Metazoa; Rotifera; Eurotatoria; Philodinida; Philodinidae.
AUGUCUACGAACGAUGAAUCCAAUAGUAUUGAGAAAUCUGGCAAAACUAAAAAUACAAAGUCAUCUGAUGGCCUCACCGAUCUGGUUCAAAUAGUUUCAGUCAGUGGUUUAGGCAUUGCGUUCGGUUUUUUAAUGAACAAAGCUAAUGUAUAUCUUGCUCCGGUAAUUCGAGAUCAAAUGUUAUUCCAGCACUUUACCAUGAUUAAAAUGUUUCUUGGUGCUGUUGGAGCAUCAAUGUUAAGCUCAUGCAUUGUUAUUGUUGUUAGUGAAUCAACUUAUCGAACUGUUUGUAAUUCAUUUAUUCAUCGUAAUAAUCGUAUUCAUGGUUCUCAUCUUUUGAUGGGUGGAGCUCUUAUUGGAGUGGGUAUGGUUCUUGCCGGUAGCUGUCCAGGAACGGUAUUUGUUCAAAUGGGCUCGGGUCUGCAAAAUUCUUUUCUAACAUGCCUUGGUGCUAUCUGUGGAGUUUUGUUUUAUUAUGGAUUUCUUUCUGCACGUUUAACAAAAGAUGAAGUACCAAAGUCAUCAAUAGUUCUGCAACAACUUCCAGAAUUAAUAGGUGUCAAACGUAGUUACCUGAAUUUAAUAUUUGGUUCAAUAUUUAUUGGUACUGCAUUUACUCUUGAACAUUUUAUUCCCUAUAAAAAUGAUUUCAUAACACCAAAGGGACUCCCUAGUAUAUUAGGUUGGUCACCAGUACUAUGCGGUAUUGGUAUUGGCUCAUUACAAUUAUUUUUUAUGAUGUUAUUUAAAAAAUCAUUAGGAAUAUCAACUGGAUUUACUGUAUUAGUUGCACAAUUGUGUCGUGUGAAAUCCCUUAAAAAAUUAAUACCAUCCUUAGAGCCAUUCACUUAUGGAGUACAAAAUAGUUUAGCAUUAUUAUUUGCAUUUGGAGCUAUUGGAGGAAGUUUUGUUUCAACAGUUUCAGCAAAUCAAUUUCCUUUAAAUGAACAAUAUGGGGCAGGCGUUUUGAGUAGUUUCUUUGGAGGAUUUUUAUUAACACUUGGUGCACGCUGUGCUGGUGGUUGUACAAGUGGGCAGGGAAUUUCUGGUGUCACACAUCUUUUGGUUGGCUCUCUUAUUGCAACUGCAGGAAUGUUUGGUGGUGGAAUGCUUUUUGCUGCAGGCUACGGAUUGAUAACAAAAGACUGGCUAUUUCGUGCUUUAUAA